Messenger RNA from Emiliania huxleyi CCMP1516, 930 nucleotides. RefSeq lists its product as hypothetical. Lineage: Eukaryota; Haptophyta; Isochrysidales; Noelaerhabdaceae. Bases 1 to 930 code for a protein of 309 amino acids. The record is from RefSeq and is a predicted model, not a curated record. Gene Ontology annotation, molecular function: sulfotransferase activity. The transcript is spliced from 2 exons.
AUGCCAUCUGCCCUUCUCGCCGCCGCCGCCGCGACGAGCUCCCAGGCAGUGACCAACGUGACGCAUGGUCGCUCUCUGGUCGCGCACGACAUCUCGCGCGCGGGCACCUUCUGCCUGGGCGGCAAGCUGGUGCCGCUGACUUUCCUGCUCGGCUGCCAGCGCUGCGGCAGCAACAGCCUCUACGAGGAUAUCGUCGGGAGCAUCCGCGGCGCGCGCUCCGGCCACGCGCUGCGCGGCGAGCCCGACUACUACGCACGAGAACAGCACUUUUACGCCACCGACAGCUGGUCGCGCGGGAUGGGCUUCUACGCCGACCACUUUCCGGAGUGCCCGGGCCGGAACGCGCACCCGCAGUACCAGUUCACCGUCGACGCGACCCCCGCGUACCUCCGGAAGCCUAUCGUCGCCGACCGCCUCCAAGCCACGCUGCCUGGCGCCGCGCAGCCGCUCCUCAAGUUCGUCGUCAUCUUGCGCGACCCCGCCCUUCGGCUCUACGCGUACUGGGACGCCUUCGUGCUGUCUGGCACCGGCGUCAAGAACUUUGACAACUGGCUCAAGGUGACGAUGGACGCGGGCGUGGCCGCGGGCGUGUACCACGCGCAGCUCGAGUACUGGUUCAAACGGUUCGGGCCGAAGCGCUUCCUCCUCACGUCGACGGACGCCUACGAGGAGGACACACAGCGCGUGGUCAAGGACGUCUCGCACUUCCUCACCGGCUCGGCCGAGCUCGCCUCGCCCGCACGCCACCCGUCCAACAUCGACUCGAUCAAGGUGUUUGGCGGCAUGUCGAGCGACGCCCGCACCAAGCUGGGCCGCUUCUACCAGCCGCACAACUCCAAGCUGCUCCACCUGCUGACGCACCAGACGCAGGUCACCUUCUCGCCCUCGGUCAAGCAGUUGGGCGUCCAGGGCUGGAUCGCGGGGGGGUAG